Messenger RNA from Cavenderia fasciculata, 999 nucleotides. It is a transcript of the gene fbp, whose product is annotated as D-fructose-1,6-bisphosphate 1-phosphohydrolase. The record is from RefSeq and is a predicted model, not a curated record. The transcript has 2 exons. Lineage: Eukaryota; Evosea; Eumycetozoa; Acytosteliales; Cavenderiaceae. Gene Ontology annotation, biological process: fructose 6-phosphate metabolic process; fructose 1,6-bisphosphate metabolic process; gluconeogenesis. Gene Ontology annotation, molecular function: fructose 1,6-bisphosphate 1-phosphatase activity. The coding region runs from base 1 to 999 and encodes 332 amino acids. Gene Ontology annotation, cellular component: cytoplasm; cytosol.
AUGUGUGACACUAAUCUAAUGACAUUAAACAGAUGGUUGUUAUCUGAUCAUCAUAAGAACACACCCAAUAGAAUAGAGUUUGCCAAUUUGAUGUCUGGUAUAGCGUUGGCAUGCAAGAUUACAACCAACGCCAUCAAACGUGCCGGUUUCGAACAGUUGUUUGGUCUAGCAGGUGUCACCAACGUUCAUUCAGAGGAUGUCAAAAAGCUGGAUAUCAUUGCCAACGAUGCCUUCAAGUAUGCUCUCAAGGGAACUAAAGAAGUGUUUUGUAUGGUCUCUGAAGAGGAACAAAGUAUCAUCCCUGUCGCUGAACACGACGCUGGCAACUUUGUAGUCACCUUUGAUCCCCUCGACGGUAGCUCCAACAUUGAUUGUAAUGUAUCUGUUGGUUCAAUCUUUGCUAUCUGGCCAAAGGUUUCAAAAGAUAAUAAUUACUCUGACAAAGAUGUAUUAAGAAAAGGAAGAGAAAUGAUUGCAGCUGGAUAUGCUUUAUAUGGAUCGGCUACAAUGUUGGUUUUGACGACUGGAUGUGGAGUAUUUGGGUUCACAUUGGAUUAUACGGUUGGAGAGUUUGUAUUGACUCAUCCAGACAUCAAGAUCAAGCCACGUGGAGCCAUCUAUUCGAUCAACGAGGGUAAUUCAGUCUAUUGGGACAAGGCAACUGCCGACUAUGUCAACUCUAUCAAGAGCGGUAAGAACGGCAAGACUCCAUACUCUUCACGAUACAUUGGUAGUAUGGUCAGUGAUGUUCACCGUACCCUCUUGUACGGUGGUAUCUUUAUGUACCCUGCCGACUCCAAGUCACCACAAGGAAAGCUCAGAUACCUCUAUGAAGUUGCACCACUCUCAUUGCUCAUGGAACAAGCUGGCGGUAAAUCGACCAAUGGACAACAAGCCUGUCUAGAUCUAGUACCCGGAAACAUCCAUCAACGUGUUCCAGUGUUUAUGGGUAGUGUUGACGAUGUUUCAGAUUUAGAGAGUUUCCAUAAAUCUUCUUAA